AUAUAUACACACACACACACACACACACUCCCAUUAUUUCCCUUGUAGCAGUGUAGUUAGGACAUGUUGAUGAAACAGGGACUGCCGUCUCCGUACCGGCUUCAGCUCACCGUGUCCUGUCGGCGCCCCAGCCGACCCCAGCUCCCUGUGUCCUGUUUUGUUUGCGUGUUUGCUUUAGUUAAAUAAUUCUGUGGGGGGUUGUUUUUUUCAUACAAAUGGCCACUACAAUACAUUGUGAAAUUAGCUAUACAUUUUUGGUCUUACUGUUUUUGUACAUGUAAACUAUGGGGGUUGUAUUCUAUGCUUAUCCUGACAAUAAUUCCUAGAUUUAGGGGUUUCUCAUUUUCUCAAUCAUUGACUUUUUUUUUUAUUAUUUGACUUCCAACAUAGUGUGGAAACUAUUGUAUGUAAAUUGCAUUUUACUACAUGUGGCUGGUGUUAAUUGUUUUGAUUUAAAAAAAAAAAUGCAUACCUUUUGAAUUGUCAGUUUUUCUUCACAGAUCUGUCACAUACAAUCUAAAUGCAUUUUGCUUACCACAUUAACCGUGUGUGUGUAUAUAACUUGCUGGUUAAUCACCAAUUAAAAGGAAUGUGUUACUGACAGCUUUUAAGGGUACCUUAAACCUACUCGUAAGUGUUGUUUUGUACUAGUAAAUUUAGUUGGGAUAUGUUUGCCGUUUAUAAAAAGUAUAGUGAAGAUUUCCCUCCUAAUAAAAGAAAACAAACAGAUUUGCAUCCUCUUGCGAUUCCAGUUAGAUGGACUUAACAAAUGCAUCAAUGUCAUAAACCGAACAAUAUAUUCAGCUCAUGUAUAAUCCAGUGUAUUAGUUAAUAGUGCAACAUUUGAGUUUCAUCCUCAACUUUUUAGCAGUCAGAGGUCACAGACUAGGAUCUUGUAUUCAAAAGGUAUAUAUAAACGCACAUGUAUUGUAAUAAACUACUUUUGGGGAAUAUUCUUAUGCAUUCUGAAUAGUUUUAUGUUCCCUAUUGCAGCAUUGCAAACCCUUUGACGAAUACAGUUUGAGGUGAACUGUUCUUAUAUACAGUCUAUGGGCAAACCCUAUAUCCAACAUUUACAAUGUGCAAUAUCAGAAACAAUCCACACGUGCCGUUUCCUCAAUAUGCAAAGUAUUGCCUCUGGUCUGAUAAUGAUGACAAGUUUAAAACAAUUUAUUUUGAAAAAUGUUUACCGGAAGUUAUGUAUUUCCCUUGACUGCCGUGUCACGGGUGAGGUGAUCACUGCAGGCAGAACACCACGCCGAAGGAGCCGUUUGAAACGACAGUCAUGCAGCACUACUCCGUGGCACGCCUUGCAGAGUGUGGUAGAUUGAAAACAUGUUUAAACCUCACUGACACCAGAAUGGAGGUAUCAAGGAGAAGAAUCCUCCAAAAACAUCUGGAGCCUGCCAGACCCCUGCGCCGCUGCGUCCCUUUUGACAUUGAGCCCAAAAUAAAUGCAACGACAUGUGCCCAGGCACUGAUUGAAGAAGAGAAUGAAGAGAGAACUAUUGGCAUAGAGGAGUUCUUCAAGAUUGUCAACCUCCACAAACAGAAAGAAGGCAGAAUAUCUUACACAAGAGAUUUUUUAAUUGGUCUGGCAAAUUGUCCCGAGGCCAGGAAGAAGCCGGAAUACUUGCCAGAUCAUCCCAUUGUCCUCAUGGCGGCAAGAGAUCUCGGGCACCUUCCUUAAAUGAGGUGGAAUGGGGGAAAAGAAGAUGUGUGAGUUUGGUGUUAUAAUGUGAAUACAUUGUGUCUUUAUCAAACCUUUUUGACACUUUACUUUUAGUGAAUGAGAAUUAUGAUUUGAAUUUAAUGCAUAUUACUAUUUGAAGUCUAAUUCACAUUAAAACUAUAGUUAAACAGUACAGUAUAUUAGCCGUGACUCAUUAGUGGUUCUCUGACUAAUUUCUUCCUGUGUGUUUACUAUUGGUGCUGGGUUCAGUUUGGUUUCUCGAUUAAGAUUAACAGUAUUUAUAAACAUUACAGUAUUAAUUAUUUGCCAUUAUUUUCUAUUUUUAGGGCGGUGGAAAAGCUUCACUCACCUAAAAAAAAAUGUUAAGAAAAUAUUGUUUUCAUUGUUUGUUUGCUUAUUGCUUUUCUUGGUGAAUUUUAUUUAACGUGUUACAUUUUGCAUGUUUAUUCUUUAUGUGAUUUCAUAACAGUUUGGGGUUAAGUUUCACUCAUUCAUAAUACUAAACAACAUUGUACUUGCCAAAGUGGAAGUGUUGCAUUUUCUGCUCUGUAAGAUGUUGGCUAGAGUAUUUUCAUUUUGAAAAAAAUAAUUGUUUUAAACAAGACAUUAAUAGCUAUUCUUCAGCUGUGGUAUUAAUGUUUCGUUUAAAGAAACUGGGGUUGGGAGAUUGCCCUUGAA
This is a messenger RNA of Cyclopterus lumpus (lumpfish), 2371 nucleotides long. RefSeq names its product granulito (gene gra). Bases 1286 to 1690 code for a protein of 134 amino acids. The record is from RefSeq and is a predicted model, not a curated record. The transcript is spliced from 6 exons. Lineage: Eukaryota; Metazoa; Chordata; Actinopteri; Perciformes; Cyclopteridae.